AUGAUCAUCUCCCUCAAGACGGCCCUCGCGGCCUUGCUUCUCUCACCUCUGGCAGCACAGGCCCGCCCGAGAUGCCCUACGCGGGACGAGAGGGAAUGGGUCACCAUCUGGGGAACCAUGCCCCAGCUCUGCGAGCCAGCCAACCUGCCCCCGGCGCCCUUUAACGAGACGGGCCGCGUCUUCCGCGACGCGACGCUUCGCCAGACCGUCAAGGUCUCCCUCGCAGCCGCCACCCUCCGCCUGCAGAUCAGCAACGCCUUCGGCGGAUCCGACCUGCCCGUCACCGCCGUCACCAUCGCCCGCACGGCCAACAACACGGCCGGUACGAGCGGCGUCGACGCCGAAUCCCUUCAGGUCGUCACCUUCUCCGGCAGCGGCGGCUUUGUCGUCCCCAACGGCGCCAUCGUCUUCUCGGACCCGAUCGAGCUCUCCGUCGCGGCGCAGUCCAUCGUCUCCGUGACCAUCUACCUCGCCGACGGGCAGACGACCAACAGCAUAACCGCGCACCCGGGCAGCCGGACGACCUCGUUCCUCGUCAGCGGGAACCACGUUGCCGACCAGGCCAUGGGCGCCAACGCCACUCGAACGGACCACUGGUACCUGAUCAGCUCCAUCGAGGCCUGGUUGCCCAAGGGCGCGUCGGCCGUGGCCAUCGUGGGCGACUCCAUCUCUGACGGCCGCGGCUCGACGACGAACGCUAACGACCGCUGGCCCGACCGGCUGCUGGCGCGGCUCAAGGCCGAGCCGUCGACGCAGGCCAUCGCCAUCGUCAACGAGGCCGCAGGCGGGAACCGCGUGCUGGCCGACGGCCUGGGCCCGAACGGCCUAGGUCGCAUCGACAGGGACGUCAUCGCGCAGUCCGGGGUGCGGUACGCCAUCGUCUUCAUCGGCGUCAACGACAUCGGCACGGCGCCCACCACCGCGGCCGCCCAGGAGGCCGUCGGCGACAGGCUCGUGGCGGCGUACGACCAGAUCAUCACGCGGCUGCACCGCUUCGGCAUCGCCGUCUUCGGGGCGACCAUCACGCCGAUGACCGGGGAGGGCCAGACGUACGGGGAUCCGGAGCGGGAGAAGACGAGACAGCGGGUAAACGAGUGGAUCCGAACCAGCGGGCGGUUCGACGGGCUCAUCGACUUUGACGAGGUCGUGAGAGACCCCGCGGCGCCGGAGAAGCUGCGAGCCGAGUACGACACGGGCGAUCACCUGCACCUCAACCCGGCCGGGUACGAGGCCAUGGCCGCCGGCGUCGACCUGGCGCUGUUCGAGAAGUUCAAGGACGGCGCUUGGGGUAUGGUAUAG
This is a messenger RNA of Colletotrichum graminicola M1.001, 1299 nucleotides long. RefSeq names its product GDSL-like Lipase/Acylhydrolase. The record is from RefSeq and is a predicted model, not a curated record. The transcript is spliced from 2 exons. Lineage: Eukaryota; Fungi; Ascomycota; Sordariomycetes; Glomerellales; Glomerellaceae. Bases 1 to 1299 code for a protein of 432 amino acids.